AUGAUGAUAGCAUCAAGUCUUCCCAGCCUAGCGAGGCUGGGCCUGUUCAAGUCAGCCAAUGACGCUAAGUCAAGAUUCAUUCACAAGCACAUUAGAGCGGCAACGGCACUUUCACAUACAUCAUCUUCGCCGGAGGUUGGCGAGGGCAUGGGGAUGCCAGAACCUCUCCCUCGUCACUGGGGCGGCCCUCCUGAAUUCCCUCGGGCUAAAGUAGCUGCACCAGUGGCGGUGAUGGCAACUGAGGCCGCUCUUGAGGACUACAGGCAGCGCCGGAGAGCCGAAAGAAUACGAGACCACAGGAGUCUCGGCAGUAGAAGCAAAUCUCAAGGCCCCGGACCGGAGGGGGUAAAGUCAUUGACGUCGGUGGUGCCGAAAGCGUCGGCGAGAGGAGCACGCCUUCAACGAGGUCGAUCCGAAGACAGCUUCGUCGUCGGCAAGAAGACCAACCACUGCGAGCAUCCUUCCCCGCGACACCCUCACCAGCAUCUUCGCCACCACCCUCACCCUUGCCAACGCGGAGGGCACAACAGCGAUCAACGCCAACCCAAGCACCGCCCGCCAUCCACGCACGCGGUUAUUCUUCCGAAAGGAGGGGGGUUGGUUUUGAUAGGGGAAGACGGCGUUCGCAAGAGCAAAUUCCCGAGGGGAUGCGAGCUGUCAGCCGCGGCGAUGGCGAGCGUCGCUACCACGCCACCGCUUGAGAGUAAAUCAAGCGGCGAGAGCGAGGACGACGACGUGUUGGCACGUCUAUGCAACCCUAAGCACUUCACGGGCACGGCCGCCACGGGGCAUCUCCCUGUCGUGGUCGAUCUCGAGGGAGGAGUCGGGGUGCUUCUCAAGGGCGCUUCAAUUGCGGUGAAAGAUCACAUCGGCAAGCAGGAAGUCAGCUGGAGGCUCAGGCUGGCAGAACGACUCUAG
Messenger RNA from Ectocarpus siliculosus, 918 nucleotides. NCBI's taxonomy places the organism in Eukaryota, Phaeophyceae, Ectocarpales, Ectocarpaceae. The record is from the annotation of a GenBank genome assembly.